UUCAUCACAGUAAUCUGCCCUUUGCUGACAUUUUGAUUAUAAGAACUGGGAUGGAAACGACCGAUCAUCAUCGUGUAAAUGUGUGCUGCCCAAAAUGUAGAACAAUCUAAGACCAAAAGAAGAAGAAAAAAGAAAUAAAGCUGUCAUCACUUAGAUCUACAGUCUACUUGUGUACAUUUUCUAGGCUGAACAAUUUUGAUCUCAACUUUUAGAUAUAGAUCUCCAGAGACAUGAGUGGAAAUACAUGUUCUCACAAUGAAGCAGAUGCUCCAGUGCUAAAGUGUUUUGUAGUUGGAGCUGGUUCAAGAGGAUCUGUGUAUGCAACAUAUGCAAAAAUACAUCCACAAAAAGUUAAGGUUGUUGCUGUAGCUGAACCUCAAGAAGAAAGGCGAAACCGUUUCGUCAAAGCUUAUAACAUUCAAGAUGAAAUGGUUUUUACUGAUUGGAGAGAUGCUGCCAAAUUAGAGAAAUUUGCAGAUUUUGUUAUUAUAGCAACACUAGACAGAGAUCAUAAAGAUCCAGCUGUUGCUUUUGCCAAAUUAGGAUAUGAUAUAUUGCUUGAAAAGCCGAUGGCGGUUACUGAGGAAGAAUGCAGAGAAAUUGUUAACGUUUGUAAAAAGAGUCAAGUUCUUCUUGCAGUUUGCCAUGUACUUCGCUAUACACCUUGGGUGACUAAGAUCAAAGAGAUUAUAUCAGCAGGACACAUUGGUGAGAUUGUAAGCAUUCGUCAUACAGAGCCAGUUGGCUUUUGGCAUUUUGCCCAUUCCUUUGUUAGAGGAAACUGGCGUAAUGAGGCCACCAGUAGCUGUAGUCUAUUGGCUAAAUCUUGCCAUGAUGUUGACCUCAUUAACUAUUGGUUGAGUCCUAGAAAAUGUGUCCGUAUAUCAUCAUUUGGAAAGCUGACACAUUUCACCAAAGAGGAUAAGCCUGCAGGUGCUAGUUCUAGAUGUUUGGAAUGCUCUAUUGAACCAAAUUGUCCAUAUUCUGCUAAAAAGAUUUACCUAGAUCGACUUGCAAAGGGAGGUUCUGGUUGGCCAGUCAGUGUGAUUACCAAUGUGGUGGAUAUUGAGAAUGUGACAGAAGCUUUAAGAUCUGGUCCUUAUGGGAAAUGUGUCUAUGAUACAGACAACAAUGUUGUUUCUCAUCAGGUUGUCAACUUCCAGUAUGAUGAUGGUGCUACUGCUUGCUUUAAUAUGGUGGCCUUCACCAAACGUUUGUGUGCAAGAGAAGUUAAAAUUUAUGGUACAAAAGGGGAAAUCGCUUUUGAAGAUGGUUGGAGAGAUGUCCAAGUCUUUGAUUUCUUAACCCAGGAAACCACUACUUAUGAUGUAACUAGUGAUCAUAAUGUCUCAAUGGGUGGCCAUGGUGGAGCUGAUUUUCAUCUGAUGGAAGCUUUUGUUGGAACUCUACAGGGUGAGAGGAAUGACAUUGUCACUGGCCCUGAAGAAUCACUCAAUAGCCAUCUUCUUGUAUUCGCUGCAGAGAAAGCCAGAAAAGAAAAUAAAGUGGUUUCAAUCAGUCCUGAUGGAAUAUUUGAGUAAAUGUAAUUUAGUUGAAAUAGUUUCUUGUGAAGAUUCUUUGGAUGAGGUCAGCUGUUUCAAUAUCCAUGAAUCUGUCAGAAAAACCAAUGACUAAGUAGGGUUUUAGUUUCUAAUCAACAAAUUGAUACAUGUAAGGUGUAAUUAUCUUCUAUUUUAAAGAAAAAUAUGUAAUUUAUAACAUAAAAAAUUAAUUUACAUAUAUUGAACACUAUAGCCCAGUUGUUAUGACUUUUUUUUUUUUUUUUUGGAUAGGUCUGUAUUGGAUAGGACAUAACUGAUGAAACUUGAGUUGUAGAUAUGGUUGAUGAGGCUUGAACUGUAGUACAUAUUGACGAGACUUGAUUUGUUACAACUGUUGAAGUUUUUUAACUCUUUCACCACUAAGCAGUUGUCAGAACCUAUCUACUACAUCCCUAAGAGAAGGGAUAUAUCUCCGUAUCAGUUAUUUUAAAAAUCAAUUUUAUGACUAAAUUCACAGAAAAAAACUAAUACAACCUAACAAAAACCUUCUUUUUAUAAUAGAAAGAAUAGACCUAUGGUUAAUCAUCAUGUUUAAAGUCAUAAAUAGGCCUGCAGAGCUCAAAAACAUUAAUAUGUCAUGUCAUAUUUAGUUGCCUUCCAAUCUCCUGUUUGACUAGAUUUAACAUAUUCAAUACUGGAUCUAACAUCAAUUUUUGAUUCAUUUUCACUACUAUCGGUCUCAAAUGGCUCUAAAUCACUUACCCCAAUCAUUAUAUCCUUAUUCUACAGUUGAAACAUUAAUAUUCCCAUUAAAUCUUAUUCUAUUAAGGCCUACACAUAAGCCUUGAAGGCUAGCAAAAAUAAAACGUAAUUUUCAAAAAAUCUUAAAAAUCCAUUCUAACAUGCUGCAGAUACAAAAUAAACACCUAAAAAAAGCGUCAUUAUCGCUCUUCUAGGUCAGAGUUAGUAAAGUCUAAAUAUUUAUUUAAAAACUAGCAGUGCGUGCGUAAACGAAACAACCCAAAAUCUGCGAUUGCCGGCAACUCUAGUUGUCUACCAGUAGCGGCGACUCUAGUUGCCAAAUGGUUAAUUACAGGGAUAUUAGACUGGCUUGAAAAAUUUUUCAUUAAUCACUAUGCAUGAAGCUCCACUGUCUCGUAGUGAGCUCGUGACCAUUCCAUUGACAAAUGCAGGAUAGAAAAUGAGCUUCUUGUUCAUGUCUAUGAGUUCCAAGAGUUGCGGCUGAGUUGACAUAGUCUGUAAUCUCUAGUCAUGUUAGUUUCCCAUCUGUUUGAGGUAUUUCUGUUGUAUCGGCCUUGUUCAGAGCCAUCACGUCUGGAUUGUCUAUAAUUGUUCUGAAAGUUGUUUUUGGUGUUGAAUUGCUGUCUUCUUUGAUAGUUCUGGGGGUUGACGUUAUUGAUGGUGCUGUAUUGCCUCCUUCCUCUGUCAUUAGGACUGUAGCUUUGGUUUACUCUAGUGUCUCUUUUGUUGUCAUAUCGAUUGUUCUGAUAUACUGUUGCCACUUCUAUACUGGAAAUUACUUCUAUUGUUUGUUUUACAUUGGCUUUAAAUGUGGCCCCUUCUGCCCCAAUUAAAGCAGGUUUUAUCAUUGUUGCUGUACCUGAACUUGCUUGAAUCGGUGUUAAUGGUGGCAGUUACUUGAAGGUCUCUUCUGUCGAUGGUGUGAUUAGGAUGGCUGUCCUUAAAUAGGUUCAGGUUAGUUAUGAGCUCUGUUUCAUUUCUAAUCUUCUUUUCUUUCAGGAAAGUGAAAACCUCUGUAACAUUCAACAGCACACUAUCAAUUAAAAACAUGUCAAUGACUUCGUCUGGUUUCUUCAUAUCACAGUUGAAGAGUUCAAGCCACUUUAAGAUAUUUUGUUUAAUUUCAAAGAUAAUUCUGUUAUAAUCUCCAUUCUUUUGUAAUCUAAUGUCUCGAAAGAGUUUUUUGUAGGGGUCCUCGGAUUUGCCAAAGUGCUUGAGGAGUCUGCUCUUCACAGCCUUGUAGUCAGUCUUUUGUUCGGGUGUGAAUGUAGCUAUUAUAUUUUGCGGUUCACCUGCAAGAUUAGCAAGUAGGUGCUUAGCCAUAUCUUUAGGAGACACAUCGUAUGUUGAGGCAAUGUGCUCGAAUUGCACAAGGUAGUUUUCCAGAGUUUCAUUUUUUUCGUUGAAUUUUUGUAGAAUUUCGAGACGUAUGGUUUGGCUUGCUGUGUCUGUGAUAUUAUAUAUGUUGGGAUUCACCUUUGCAGCUUCAAGUUUAGCUAACUCAACUAUUGUGCCUUCAUUUCUUUCUCUAUUUCUUUCUGUCUCGUUUCCAGUUCUUUCCUCUCUUUCUGAUGAGCUCUCUCUGCAGCUCGUUCAUUUCGUUCUCGUUCGGCUUUCUCCUUUUCUUCCACUUUUUCUAAUUCUCUUUCGAUAAAUUAUGUUUUCUUCUCACCCUUCAAUUCUAAUUCUCUGGCCAACUCCAAGAUUUUAUCAUUGAUUGGUAUGGAUAUAGAUAUUAAGUAGGAUUUAAAUAUGUGUAUAGUAAUGAACUCUGUAGUGAAUGCUUAGUUCAAUUAUCUAUUGACAAAUAAUAAUGUCUCACAAGAAGCGUGAUAAAUAUGUCACUUUGUAAUCAAUAUAAUAGAUAGCCAAAUGAUGAAGGUAUCAACUUAGUGAUUAAUGUGUGUCAACUUAGUAAUUAGUAGCUAAUAAAUGUAUCAAUCUUGUAAUCAAUGUGUGCCAAAUACUAUGCACAAAUUGUAACAAAUGUUGUGCCAAAAAUGUAUCCACAAAAUAAUCAGAGUGCGAGAAAUGUAUCAAAAUAAAAUAAACUUUGUAGUCAAUGUGUGCCAAAUGCAAUGUACAAAUUAGUCACUAGUAAUAAGUGUUGUGUCAAAAUGUAUCAACACAAAAUGUGAUCAUAGUAUGAGAGAUGUAUCAAUACAAAAUAAGUACAAGAGCUCAAACAAAUAAAGCUAUAAUCAAGUGAUAGUAUAUAUGUACAUAAUAAUUCAAAUAUAUGAUUUUAACAAAGUUAUAUAUGCAGUGAAAAAUGAAAUAAAAUGAAAAAUUAAUGAUAGUAAGAAAGAGAUAAGUUAAAGGAUAAAUGACAAACACAAAAACAAUAUGUAUAACAAUACAGUCUGCCAUAAAAGAAAUCAAUAAAUAGAAGAAUUUGACAAGAGAAUCACAAAUAUGUAAUUACAAGACUUACACAAACAAACAAGAUGAAUACGAAGAGAAAUUACACUACAAUUGUUCAGACAAAACCAUAUACGGCUAAACAAAAAAAAAUUCUAAGUGAUCUAGAAGUCCCUACCGAACAAGGCUGGUCUACUCUGACCUUAUUAGGACUAACAAGAGCAAAAAGAAAAUCCCUUAAGAUUCCUAUCAGAUGAAGUGAAAUGGAAUGGGAGAAAUAAAUUGUGCCGCUUCAGUCUUAAAACAUAAGACAGACCCACACCAUCCGCCCUUUGAAACAAUUAUACAUAUAAAAAGAAGAAUUCAGUGUGCUUUAGCUAUUAAUGAGCAAUUAAUCAAUAUAAAUAGUUAUUUCAAAUUUCUCCACAAAAUUAUAACUUCCACCGACCAAAUAAAUGCUCAAUGUAAUUUAAUAUAUAAUGAUAAAUUCAUAUAUACAAUACUUAGUAAUGACUUAGUCUCAUUCUGGCGUGCUGAGGUGUAGCUAAGUUCAAUCCUCUUAAUGUCGAUCUCUCACAUACAACAUAGUAGUCCAAUAGUAAUCCAAUAGGUAAUCCACUUAAUAUGAAGCACAAUAAUGAAAUGAGGUAUAAUAAUCCACUAGGUAUGCAAAUAAUCCAAUCAGUAGACUAAAAAGCGCGACGAUGUAGGAAGUACCAAAAUAAUCCAGAGAGGUGACAGGUAUAUAAUAAUCCAAUUAGUUCAGUGAACGCCAAUAUAGUAAUCCAUCAGGUAAAAUACAGUGAUACUUCAAGGGGAUAAAGAUAAAUAAUCCAAAGUACUUGAGCGGUUACAAAAUAAUCCAAUAGUAGAUGACUAGCUUGUAAAAUCCACGAUAUCUUGUAAUGACAAGGUGUCAGAUAGAAACAGCUUAAAUAGAAAGCUUAAUACAAUAGUGGUAUUAUUUGCUUGAAUUUAAAUGUACCACAAUUUUCUACCGUAUCAUGACAGUGAACAAAUAUAUAGGUGAGUCUUAAUCGACGUACACCUCGAUGAUCGGAAACUUGAAUGGCGUCAGAUUCUGGGUCGAGUUAACAUGUACAUGCACAUCAGUUCCAACUAUAGUACCUCUGGGGUUGCCUUAAUUUUCACCCACACAUCGAUGUUUCAGGGUUGUCUCUGCUGUCUUCUGUUUCAUCCACGCAGAUGUACAAGGUUGUAGAUGGUGAUGUUAAUACUGGAUCUUAAGAUGUCAGCAAAAAUGUUUCUUGAAUUUACUGCCUUGAUAGCAAAAAUAACUUCCAUGUAUAACAAUCCCAGUCGUGUGUAGAGGUCAGUGUGUGUUCAGGUCAACCAGUAAAAAUGCAAGCGCUGGCUAGUUCAAUGACAGUGGACUUGAAUACGCGUGAACUAGUUUCGCUUGAGUAGUAACGUGUUGACUGGCUUGUUACAGUUUAAAAUAGUAAAUGUAGAAUAAAUUCAGUUGAAAUGCUAUCAUAGUCACCUUAACUUGUACUUUGAAGAAAAAUCUUGACAGACUUCACGAUUUUAGCAAUCUUCAUGACGAAAAAUAGUCCGUGUUCCUAAGUUCCUGCUCCAAGAAGUCUGUGCUUGUCAAGGACACAUACAGGCCACCAAAAAUGUAAAAGGUUCUAUUGUGGGUUGACGUAGUAUUAUAAUAUUACACAUGAGGCUGGUUACUAUUAGUGGGUUCGUACUUUCUGGAGUCACACUUGACACGUGACAGACACAGACAUUAUAGAUUGACUCAAGUUCUCUUUGGCAGACAAAUAUGAUGUUUAUUUAAUGACGAUUAUAACAAUACUGCACCUUAUUGGCAGUUACAUCAAGACUUCUGAUGUGAAACAUAAUUACUUCCGCAUAACAGCGGUAUUGAAUAUCCAAGAGUGUUUCUCAGUUGGGUAAGUCUUCUACUUGAUACAAACUUUUUCCAGCAGCAAAGCUGAAUUAACAAAGUUUCUCAUUUGUUGGGAGAUAGACAUUGUUAAGGAUGUUUCUCCCUUUGCUUUCAAGUGACUUUUAAUGAUUGCAUUUCCUUCAUUUCUAUGAAGUAUCCUACUUUGGUCACAUUCUAUUAUGUCAUCCAUGAUAUUAAAUGUACUCUCUACCAACGGGCCAGUGAAUAUUGAUAGCAAACUUUUAACAAUUAGACAUAAUGGAUAUUUCACUUGGUCUGUUGAUAGCUCUUUCAUUUUAACAUCACUCCACCAGUCUGUAUCAAGACGAAAAUCUAGGGUUGUCUCAUCAGCAUAUGAGUCAAGGCUUGAUCAAUAGUAUACAACCUGAUCUCCCUAUCAAGCAUACCUCAUUUAUCAGAGGAAAUGACAUUUGGCUAUUUUUCAGCCAGCUUUGCCAAGGCAGCUGCUGUAUCAGUUGAUCGCUGUAACCUAGGAUCUAAGGCAGAAAGCUAGAUGAAUGUGCUAUUUAGCAGAGGCAUCAUUCUCACUUCAUGAGCUGCAUUUUGGUAACCUACUCUUACAGCAUUGAAAAAGUAAUUGAUUACUUCUUUUAUUUUUAUUUCAGCCUUUGUUAUACUUUUCUUUAAUUUCAGCGCUAAACCUUCUAAUUUAGACUGGCUCUCUUUUGUUAUUCCAUAUUUCAAAAAAACAACUUGUCUAGGUCAGUUUUGUGUUCGCACGCUCAAGUGUGGAUAAAAAUCCAUAAUAUUAGAGAAUCCAAAGAGUCCCACAAUUCAUCAAAUCUGCUACAAACGUCCUUCAUUUGUACAAGUUACUGUGUAAGUAGCAGCAGUUCUUCCCGUUGCAGUUAUGUUGAGUGCUUCGGUAUCUUGUGCAAGGUUUUUGCACAGGUCAAUAAUUGGAUGAGAAAGGCUUUAAGACAAUUAGUGCUCAGCUAAGAAUGAGCCAACUAUUAUUCUGUUGUCAAGGACUCUGAAAUAGGGCUUUUUUUCAUUGAACUAUCGUAUGUACUGAUGGCACCAGGUAUUUGAUAGCUGUUUCUUGCACUUGAAAAGGCUAUUAAAUGUGAGGCAUUAUUAGAAUGGUCCAUCAAACAUUUUUUGCCUGAAGAGCUAUAUAACAGUGUUUGAAAGCAGACAAUGCAAUACAGGGUUUCUGCACCAAAGUCAAAAUGAAAUUCCAGGAGUUUUCCUGGAGAAAUUUUAAAAUUCCAGUACAUACAAUUCGCGCCAAAAAUGUAUAAAAAAUUAUAUAGCCAAGGUUGGAAUAAUUUAGAUUUGAUUACUAAAUAAAAUUAACAUACUCAAGAUAUUCAAUUUCAGAGUCCACUGAUCUCUCUCACUUUGGUAUCGAUUUCCUAAGUGAGUUUUUCUAUCUGCUCCUUCUUAAGCUUUGCAGAGCUAGGCAAAGCAUUAGAUUCAAUUAAAUAUUUGUGGCUAUUUGUGUUCUCUACCUUUUCUGCCAGUUUGUCUGCAGUCAGUGAGGCUUGUAACAUCCCUUUCAAACCUAGCUUUUUUGGCUUUCAUAGCCUCAAGUUCUUCCAAUUGAUUAUCCCUUUUCCUUUUUAUGUUUUUUCUUUUCUCCUCCUCAGCCCUUUCUAUUGGGUAAAUUCUGUAUUUUGAUCUGGCUGAAGCAGCAGCCAUUCGCAUGUUUGAAGAAAUUAAUAAAUUUGUAAAUCCUCAAUUGUUUUGAUGCUGUCACAAAUCAGUCUCUUAGCUAUAAGAGUUCUCUCGAUCAUGUUGAUGCACAUAGUCUCUUUAUUAACACUAAAUCCUCUUUCCACCUGGGCUUGCCCAUGAGAAAGAAUCAAAAUUCCUCUCAUUAGUGCCCAUAGUUUAUAGAAUUCACUGUUCACUUGUUGGCUUAAAAAAGUAUCCAGUCUAUUACAUGCGAUACUGAAGGACUGGAAUGUAACAGAAUUUGUGGUGACGAUGGAAUUGUGCCACUGCGUAAAUUCUGACUUGAUACCAUCACAGUCAUCUGCGCUGACAUGGCCAAGCUGAACCAAGUAGCUCAAAGUGGCAUCUAAAUCUUUUAAAGAGUCAUCAAGAUCUUCUAUUAUGUAUUUAGUCUGUAGCCAUUUUAAACACUGGACAAGCUGAUUUUUCAGUGGAGAUUUUGCAAUUAAUUUCAUGAUUGUUAGCAGAAACUUUCUGCUCUCCAUCUGGAAGUUUAAAAUGUCCCUUGCGCUGGCUUUACUGUUGAUUUCUUUGACAGCAGAUUUGGCUUUGAAACCUAUGUUAAUUUCUCCAGGAGGCAGAAGAUUUUUUAUAUCUGUCAAAUCUGCACUAAUCAGUGCUGUAACGGAAGUGCAUUCCUUAAAAACAGCUGGUGUCACAAAUCUUUGCAACAAUGACCUGCCAUUAACAGGGUAUUUGACCCUAUUGAUAAGCAUUCAUCUCAUAACCUCUAAGCAUACUAAAUGCAUAUAGUCUAAUGGAAACUGGGUAAUCAUGUUGAUAUCUAAUGCACAUAAAGGUGUAAUUCCUUGGGGAUGUUCUUUAGUUUCUAAGUUUCCAUCUGAUUCUUUUUGAAGAAUUAACAUCAGGGUAGACAAGAAUUUCUUGUUUGUUUGCACUUUAGGCGUUCAUAUUAUCCACCAAGUAUAACCCCUCAGCGUACCAAAUGCAUCAAGUCUAAAGGCAACUGGAUAAUCAUGAAAUUGUAGUAUGAGAACAAUAAUGCAAGUUUGAGUUAAAAAUAUGGAAAGUUAAAAAUUUAAUGACUCAAUUCAUAACUAGCAUUGUUUCCAUAGUGGAUUUAAAAUUAAAUUAUUUUUUAAAAAUUUGUUUGAAACAUGCUCAAUCCAGUUAUGUUCUAUUUCUAAGAUCUCAGGUAUUCCUUCAUUCUCCUGAUGUUUUCUUCACUCGAUAGACCGGUCAAGUGGUCAUAAGGUAUUCCAUCAUUCUCCUGAUGUUUUCUUCACUCAAUAGACUGGUCAAGUGGUCAUAAGAUAUUUCAUCAUCUCUUCUGAUGUUUUCUUCACUCGAUAGACCGGUCAAGUGGUCAUAAGAUAUUUCAUCAUUCUCACAAAUUGGGAAAAGUCUGAUUGUGCAAACACAUAGAUAAUUAAUUAAAUUACUUUGUCUCUAUUGUUGUGUUGUUGGUAUUAGGUGUUGGUAUUAGGUGUUUUAUAUGUAGCUCUAAAAUAGUUCUCACACUCAGGCCAUUGCGGUUCCCUAACACUCACAACAUCUAAUAAAUCUAGAAAUGACUUGAUAAGACUUUUCAACUUGAGCAUACCUUUGUAAUACAUGAAGGGGGGGGCACAGUCUGAUGUCAUCAAUUCCUAACAAAUAUCACGUCUUGCCUCAGCUAGAAGAGUGCGUCUCCAACUGUUGUUACUAUCCCAUAACUACUUCCGUCCAAAAUAAUGUACCAUUAAACGUCGCUUCGCUAAAAGGAAAUUCCCGAUUAAACUAAUCCAGACCUAAACCUAUAACACUAUGAAGGUGACAUUUUCUAUCCUAAAUUCAGCAAGAUAAAUUAAGUGUGCCUUAAGUUUCAUUUCUAUUUCUAACAGUGAUAUAUCAUCUGUCAUUUGAAAAUUUGAUGCAUACUCAAUCCUGGUUGUUUUUAUCUUAGCUCCUUUAAUUGUUUGCACUUGAAACUUAGUCUGUACUACAGACAAAGUUUAUCUAACAGUUUCUAUAAUGAAACAAAGUUUAUCUCUCUUUUUAUAUUUAUUAUUUAUAAGAGAUCUAUCAUCUGUUACAGGAUUUGCGUAUAUUUAAAUUUAUUUAUUCAUAUUUAAAUAUAUACAGGAAAAUUUGAUGCAUAUUGAAUUUUGUUUGAAUUUAUCUCUGCUUCUUUCAUUGCUUACACUUGAAACUUAGUCUGUACUGCAGACAAAUCUUGUCAAACAGUUUCUAUUAUGAAAAAAAGUUUAUAUCUCUUUUUAUAUUUAUUGUAAAUAUCAAGUAAUAUUUCUGGCCAAAUCUAAACCAAACCUUUACUAACAGGGCUUUUGACCCUAUUGAUAAGCAUUCAUUUCAUAACCUCUAAGCACACUAAAUGCAUAUAGUCUAAUGGAAACUGGGUAAUCAUGAUAUCUUAUGCACAUAAAGAUGAAAUUCCUUGGGAGAUGUUCUUACAGCCUCUAAGUCUUUUGAAGAGUUGACAUCAAGGUAGACAACUAUUUAUUAUUUGCUAAUAUUAUUAUGUUAGAGACUUAAAGUUAAGCUCUGCUACGUCAUUGGUUUUCUGGUUGAUUCAGGCAACCCAUUCCAUGCUUUAACUUGCAUGGCACCGUAUGAGUUCAUCCUAGCAUAUGGAAUGAGAAAUGUGCCUUUAUCUUUGUGCCUUUCUGAGUAUUUUAUUAGGUGUUUUUUUUUUAUAUUUGUAAAUUAUUGUUUAGUGUGUUAUAUAUUAUGACUGCUUCACUUUAGUCUUCUGUCCUGCAGUGUCGAUUUUUUGUUCCGCCAAGUCUGAAUUCCGACACACAAAAAAAAAAUCGCCGUUUUUUCAUUAUUUAUUAAUAGUGCGAAAUGAAAAUACUGAAUGCAAACUAAAAUAUAUAUAGGUCUGUGUUUAUUGUUUACAUUUUAUCUCCCGGACCCGGCGAGUCCUAAAUUUACGAAGAUAUGGUUGAGCUAGCAGCUAGAUCUAGAUCUACUGAUCUAGUAGUCUAGGUCCAGAUACUAGUCUAGAUCUAAUCUUAGAAUCUAGUAAGUGCUAAUAAGUUAAUAAGCCAAAUUUUCCAUUUAAAUCCCUUUCUUUUCCCGUCUAGUACUAGAUCUAGUCUAGUAUACCGACUAGGACUAGAUCUAUAUUUUUAGUGAAUUUUAGUCUAUUCUAGUUUUUGAGUAGAUCUAGUCUUUAUAGAUAGUUUCAUAUAGUUAGUAUAGAUCUAGAUCUGAGUAACACAACUGAACUGGUUUCUAAGUAAAAUCUAAGAAAAGGAUUUUUAACAAAAUACGUUAUUAAAGAUCUAGAUCUAGACGUAGAUUCUAAAAUGUAAUUAAUUAACUUAGACACAGUAAGGCUAAGGCCUAAAUUAUUUGAGUAAAUAAGGCUAUACUGGCUAUAACUAUAGAUCUAGAUCUACUAGAUCUAAUUAAAAUAAUUACAUUUUUAAUUUAUUUACAUAGUGACUUUUUUUAGAAGUAGAACUAGCACUUAGACUAGAAUCUAGAUAACUAGAUGUCAAUAACUAAAUCUAGAUCUAUCUAGAGUCUAGAGAUAGACUUAGAAGGGGAUAGAUCUCUAGAUUCUAGAUCAUUUAUAUGUAUCAUUAUUGCACAUUAUGUAAUAAAUUUAGUUCUCAAUAAGUCUAUAGAUCUAGACAUAAAUAUUUAGAUCUAGAUCUAUAAUUAUAAUAUAAUUAUUAUAAUCUGUGUUCUUAGACUUAGAGGACUUAUUAGAUGUAGAUCUAGACUAGUACUAGUCUAGUUACUAGUAACCUAGUAGACUCUUAAAUUAUGUAUUUUAGAUCUAGAACUAGAGACAGCAUCUAGAGUGACUAGAGUAGAGCCCUAGAAAAGGAUAGAUAAUCAAGUAGAUCUAGAAUAAUCUAGAUCUAGUCAUUAGAUUUAGAUCUAGUAGUAACAAAUAAAAAUAGUAACAUUUGAGUCUAGACUCUAGGUCAUUAGAAUACAUUUUGGUUAUAAUUCGUCAUAUAGGAGUUAGAACUAUUGAUUUCAAACAAAGGACAAAAUUAUGAAUUAAAGGUUUUCUUACUUUUAAUUAUACUAAUUACAUCUAAUUUAUAAGAAGCAAACUAGUAUUGUUGUUAAAGUAAUAUAAUUGAAGUUUUAUUUAUAAUGCCUACAGUAUGGCUGACAAACGUAAACCCGCAUAUGUUCCACAUUGGGGCCCAAAAUUCCACAUUUUCAACCUGAGUGUUCCACAUUCUGGGUCUUGGGGGUAGGCAUGUCUGGUUUUACCAUAACUCGCUCUCUCUAUGUAAUAUUGUUUUUUUUUUUUAAGUUUGACUAAAUUAUUAUAGUUCUUAAUUUUCUUUUUAUGUAUUUUCAUUUCUUUAUGUUAUUACUGAAACUAAAUAUUUUUUUGUUGGCUUAUAUGCUUAUCCUAUUUCUAACAUUGAAUAUUUAUGAUAAAUAAACAUAAGACAUAUGCAAGUCUAUAUAGUGUCUCAAUUUUGAACGCAUAUUUUCUCAAUAUCAUGUUUUAAUAUACUACGAGUAAAACAUUGGCUUCUUGUUGUUUGUACAUCUAGUUAGAUCUAGAAAAUGAUAUCAUUUCCUUUGUUCAAAACUUAUUGAUUCAAUCUGUUAACAUUCCAUGCACUAUUGUUUAAACCUAACAAUAUGCCAAAUUUCUUGAAUGAAGUAUUAGUAUGUUAAAAAUAUUGAUAUAUAUGUAUAAAAAAAAUAAAGUCUGAUGCAUUCCUUCUGUUACAAAUCAUGUUUAUAUUCAUAGCAGGGCUCAAUGUAGUUUUACUCUACCUCCAGGGUUGACAGUGUAAAUGUGUUAUUUGUAGGAUUUGAAGUUAGUUGGAGACUGGAGUUUGAGAGAGUUAGAUGAUAGUUGGUAGAGUAGGAACCUAUCAGAGAGUCUGUGUUGGUACGGCCGAAUUGCACGCAAUAUCGCUUGCACUUAUGGCCGUAAAAGCAUCAGAAAGGAGGAAAUUUAUAAUCUGCUCCGACUCCAAAUCUGCAUUGCAAGCUUUGGGUCGAAUGAAGACUGACAUCCCAUUGGUACAUAAGAGCCUGAAGCUGUUGGACCAAAUAACAGCCGACCUUAGGGAUGUCACCUUCAUCUGGGUCCCCUCCCAUGUUGGCAUUGAGGGAAACGAAGCCGCAGACAGAGAAGCAAAGAGAGCCCUAAAUCAUGCGGUGUCAGGAACCCAAAUUCCCUACUCGGACCUGAGACAAAGUAUUGCCUCUGCCACCUAUCGAGAGUGGCAGAACCGAUGGGAGGCUGAGACUCACGACCAUGUCCAGACUUAGGAUUGGCCACACCUACAUCACGCAUGAAGAGAGAGGAGCCCCCACUUUGUGAGUACUGUGACUCUCGCCUCACCGUGGAACAUAUCCUCGUUGAUUGCCCCAGAUACCAGGAUGUCAGGGCGAAAUAUUUUAGAGCCACUAAUUUAUAUACACUAUUUGAUAAUGUCGACCCUGGGAAGGUACUGGGCUUUAUCCGGGAAGUGGGGCUAUCUACGAAGAUCUGAUUUAUGAAUUUGUGUGAACAUUCACUAUUUACAUUAGAUUUUUACCAAAUAUUUAAAUUUUUACUACCUUUACUAUUUUAACUGUGAAUAGACCUUGAUUUUAAUGAUAUGACUGUAUAGAAUCUGGCCCUUUGUUGUUUAGAGAGAGAGGGAUCCUUAGGGGACUGCAGGCACGACAUGGCCUAAAUUGUGCCGAUGUGCCUCAAAUCAAAAAUCAACAUCAGAGUCUGUGUUGGACCAUGUAAUGAACUUAUUUCUUUUCAUUCAUCCGAUGAACCCCAUAACAUUGAUUGAUUGUAGAUAAGUUAGUUUCAUAAAGUGUCUUAUUGACUAUACUUACGAGUUGAGUUUCUUUGGGGAGUUUGCUCCACUGGUAAAUGUUAAGGUGUCCAUGUGAUCAAACGACUGAACUAGGGCUUGCAGUUGCUCGCCAGUGAUCCAACUCCCUACACUAGAAUCUAGUAAAGAUAAUUCUCUCACAGCCGUUAAAAGUUAGCAAAUUUAGUGACUUUAAUUUAAACUCUAGAUUUAAGGUAGAUUCAGUGAAGACAAUUCGCACACAGCCGUGAAAAAAACGCGAAUUUAGUGACUUAGAUUCAGACUCUUCACAACUACCCAGGAAAAUGCUGAUAUAUAGGCACUUUGUGACAGUUCAUGAAAAUUAUGUCCUAUGCAGUCUCCCUGCAGGGGAUGAAAGCUUGCAGGUUUCGAACUCAGGACCAUCAUGAUGAAAACUGUAAACAAAUUUAGUAGUAAAAUGUAUUCACAUUUUUUAAUGAAAUUCCUGUUACAUUGAACAUCCUUCAAACAAGUAUUGCCAGUUUAGAUUAUAAAUAAUGUACAUUUCUUCCUUAGGCCCCCCCCCCCCCCAACUAUUAGUAGGCUUGUAAAUUAACUUAAAUAUGUCUUUCAAAAGAGUCAUGGAUCUCUUAGUUUUGGAUGUGUAUUUCUGCUCCAAUUAUGUAUAUUUUUAUUUCAUAAGAUUUUGAAUUAUAAUGAGUGGCUUUAAUGUUAUUCAAUAAAAGGUUUUUCAGUUGGUU
Messenger RNA from Biomphalaria glabrata, 14740 nucleotides. RefSeq names its product putative oxidoreductase YteT. Gene Ontology annotation, molecular function: nucleotide binding. NCBI's taxonomy places the organism in Eukaryota, Metazoa, Mollusca, Gastropoda, Planorbidae. The transcript has 13 exons. The record is from RefSeq and is a predicted model, not a curated record. Bases 231 to 1541 code for a protein of 436 amino acids.